Molecule: messenger RNA, 641 nt
Organism: Brassica napus (rape)
Lineage: Eukaryota; Viridiplantae; Streptophyta; Magnoliopsida; Brassicales; Brassicaceae
Product: CLAVATA3/ESR (CLE)-related protein 43
Exons: 1
Coding region: 220-510 (96 amino acids)
Source: RefSeq, a predicted model, not a curated record
UAUUAUAAAUGAGCCAACGACAGAGCACGCCCGUCAUCUUCAUCUUCCCUCCCCCUGCUCCAAAUCUCCACCUCAUCAAACACACUGAAAGAGAGAGAGAUGGAGUUUUCUGAAAUAUAACUCUCUGACCUUCUAGUCAUAUCACAAACAAAUCUCUCACAUUCGCUUUUCCUCAUCGAAACAUUCUCUUUCUUCUUCUUAUUCGUCUUCUUUUUCUUUAUGGGUUGUCGAGAUGUUCUGUUGACUUUCUCUGUGGCUCUCUUGCUCAUCUUUCUGUUCCAGGUCUGGCUUUUCCGGGAAGGACAAGUCCGGGAACUGUCUGAAGACAACCACCUCGGAAGAGACAGAAACACUCUUGUCUCCAAGAACAAGAAGGACGACGAUGAUGUUCAACGGCUCUUUCAAAGGUAUUUCAAGGGAUCAUCUUUUGGUCUAAACAACAACAGUAGCACUCGGUUUGAAGAUUCUGAUAGAAAGAUCCCUAGUUCCCCUGAUCCCCUCCACAAUUAGUUAGUUACUUUAGCUUCUUCUAUUCUUUUAUUUUCUUUUCAACUCUUAAUUAUUGUCCAAAACAAUCCUUAUAUUCACCUCACUUUCUUUGUAUGUAUUUCUUAAAUGGGGCCAUUUUCUGUUUAUCAUUA